This is a messenger RNA of Eucalyptus grandis, 948 nucleotides long. Its product is annotated as GRF1-interacting factor 1. NCBI's taxonomy places the organism in Eukaryota, Viridiplantae, Streptophyta, Magnoliopsida, Myrtales, Myrtaceae. Gene Ontology annotation, cellular component: nucleus. The transcript is spliced from 4 exons. Bases 107 to 718 code for a protein of 203 amino acids. Gene Ontology annotation, molecular function: transcription coactivator activity. The record is from RefSeq and is a predicted model, not a curated record. Gene Ontology annotation, biological process: cell population proliferation; positive regulation of transcription by RNA polymerase II; leaf development.
UUGGUUUCUUGAUUCUCAGAGAGAGAGAGAGAGAGAAACUGUGUGCUGGUGAGUUUUAAGAGAAAUACAUCAGUAGCACCUGAUGCUGAACUAGAAGCAGCUCAUAAUGGCAGCUUAUUACCCCAACAACGUCACCACUGAUCACAUUCAACAGUACCUAGAUGAGAAUAAGUCCCUGAUUUUGAAGAUCGUCGAGAGCCAGAAUUCGGGUAAAAUGAGUGAAUGUGCAGAAAACCAGGCCAGGCUGCAGAGAAAUCUCAUGUACCUAGCAGCCAUAGCUGAUUCUCAUCCACCUCCAAACAUUCAUCCACAGUUUUCUUCGAGUGGUGUUAUGCAGCCAGGAGCGCAGUACGCUCACCACCAGCAAAUCACGCCGCAGGCACUUGCGACGAUGCGAUCCUCCAUGCUCUACCCUCAGCAGCCUUUCUCUGCACUGCAGCAGCAGCAGCAGCUCGGUGCGAGCUCUGGUGGAGGCACAGGAUUCAACAUCCUCCACAGCGAGGCGAGCCAUUCAGGCAUCGGCCGCUCAGUGUUCGGUGUCGGAGGUGGAGGAUUCCCCGAGUUCGCCCACGCCUCGACAGGCAUGUCGAGCGGGAGCAAGAACGACGUGGGCAGUGCGACUUCUUCUGAGGGCCGAGGAGCAAGCUCACUGAGCGGCCCGGGUGGCGAUAAUGGAGAAACCCUUUACUUGAAAGCCGCAGAUCAUGAAGGGAAUUGAAGGGUGAGGAUGGCAAACGCUCGAGCCCCCUCGAGGCCCGCUAGUUACUUGCUUGUUAGGCUUAUGCGCAAGAAAGACUAAUCGAUUAGCUUUAUGUUGUUCUUGUUUUCCUGGGUAGAUGAUGCACUGAUGCUGUAAAUUCUCUAGGUUGAAUUGAAUCGCUAUGCGUUUCUGCUCUUGGUUGGCCUGUUUCGUUUCUUUCCGUUGCUGAAUGUGACAUUUUGAAUCUG